Molecule: messenger RNA, 809 nt
Organism: Drosophila navojoa
Lineage: Eukaryota; Metazoa; Arthropoda; Insecta; Diptera; Drosophilidae
Gene: Vkor
Product: Vitamin-K epoxide reductase
Biological process (GO): peptidyl-glutamic acid carboxylation; vitamin K metabolic process
Molecular function (GO): vitamin-K-epoxide reductase (warfarin-sensitive) activity
Source: RefSeq, a predicted model, not a curated record
CUAUAAAUAGUAGAGCUAAGUUAAUUUGUGUCUUGGUCCAGCACAGGACGAACUGCGCAGCUGCUAGCAGGGUUGUCAGUCCUUUAGUUCAUGCAGAGUUUCCUUUCACAUUUUCCUAACUGUUUCAGUCGCUUCCUAGCCUCCGUCUCUCUCGCACAGCUUGUCAACUCUGCGCAGCAACAGUUUCCCUGGCUUGUUUGCUGAUAGCAGUUGCAUUCAUUAUCCUUGCCUGCCUGAGCAUGUCCGUCAGCAAAUCGAGCUCCACGUCGCAGUUAUUAUCAACUGCCACGCCCACCAAGUUCCGCCUGCGUUUCCUGUGCCUGUGCGGUCUGCUCAUCUCAAUAUAUACGCUAUAUGUGAAAGUCCAGCUGGACCACGAUGCCAACUACAAGGCCAUGUGCGACUUGGCCGAGCAAGUGAGCUGCACAGCAGUCUUCAAGUCCGACUUUGGUCGUGGCUUCGGCUUGACGCGGCUUGUAUUUGAUGCCAACUCAACUCACUUGCAUCCCUCCAAUGGCUCCAUUGGCAUUGCCUUCUACACGCUGCUCUUUGCGUCCUCCUUCUUUGAGAGGCGGUGGCUCUGCCAACUGCAGCUGCUUUUCGCAGUCCUGACUCUGAUCCUCUGCGUCUACCUGGGCGGACUGCUGCUGCUCGUUCUCAACGAUUGCUGUGUGGUCUGUGUGCUCAUCUAUGGCAUUCACGUGCUGCUCCUCACGGAAGUGUACGGACGCUAUAAACGCCUGUAUCUAAUCAAAAGAUCCAUCGAAUAAAUUUACUUACAUCUUUAAUUUACAAUCUUUAAUUUAAAC